Charadrius vociferus (killdeer) is the source of this 291-nucleotide messenger RNA. Its product is annotated as molybdopterin synthase sulfur carrier subunit-like. Lineage: Eukaryota; Metazoa; Chordata; Aves; Charadriiformes; Charadriidae. The transcript is spliced from 3 exons. Gene Ontology annotation, biological process: Mo-molybdopterin cofactor biosynthetic process. The record is from RefSeq and is a predicted model, not a curated record. Bases 1 to 291 code for a protein of 96 amino acids.
AUGGACACGCUGCUAGCAGUGCCCAUGCGGGGCUCAGCAGCCACGACAUUGACUCUGGGAAAGAAAGAGAACACUUGCUGUUCUGCUUGCGACCUGCCCCUCGGGCGGCCGCGGCAGGUCACCGCGCUGCAGCUCUGGGAGGAGAUCGUCAAGGUGCACCCAAGGCUUGCUGUCAUCCAGGAUCAAGUGGUUUUUGCUGUUCGGCAGGAGUACGUGCUUCUUGGAGAUCAGCUCCUGGUUCUACAGCCCGGAGACGAGGUUGCCAUCAUCCCACCGAUUAGUGGAGGCUGA